CUGGACGCCGGAGCAGCAGCGGACUCUGGGACCUUCUGCCAGCGCCGAGGGGACUCUAGCUUUAGGGGCUCUUCGCAGGCCCUGGGCGUGCCGAGGGACGGGACCGGCGAAGAUGACGUGGAUCUGUCUGUCCUGCAUGCUCUGGCCAGAGGAUCUGGAGGCCCCCAAAACCCACAACUUCAAGGUGAAGACCUUCAAGAAGGUGAAGCCCUGUGGGAUCUGCCGUCAGGUCAUCACCCAUCAAGGCUGCACCUGCAAAGUCUGCAGCUUCUCCUGUCAUCGGAAAUGCCAGGCCAAGGUGGCUGCCCCCUGUGUUCCUCCAUCCAACCAUGAGCUGGCGCCCGUCACCACUGAGAAUGCACCAAAGAAUGUAGUGGACACGGGAGAAGGUGCCUCCCGGGGUGGAAACACACGGAAAAGCCUUGAGGACAACGGCUCCACCAGGGUCACCCCGAGCAUCCAACCCCUUCUCCAACCCAUCAGAAACAUGAGUGUGAGCCGGACCAUGGAGGACAGCUGUGAGCUGGACCUGGUGUACGUCACAGAGAGGAUUAUCGCUGUCUCCUUCCCCAGCACAGCCAACGAGGAGAACUUCCGGAGCAACCUCCGUGAGGUGGCCCAGAUGCUCAAGUCCAAACAUGGAGGCAACUACCUGCUGUUAAACCUCUCUGAGCGAAGACCUGACAUCACGAAGCUUCAUGCCAAGGUACUGGAAUUUGGCUGGCCCGACCUCCACACCCCAGCCCUGGAGAAGAUCUGCAGCAUCUGUAAGGCCAUGGACACAUGGCUCAGUGCAGACCCCCAUAAUGUCAUUGUUCUUCACAACAAGGGAAACCGAGGCAGGAUAGGAGUUGUCAUAGCGGCUUACAUGCACUACAGCAACAUUUCUGCCAGCGCGAACCAGGCUCUGGACCGGUUUGCGAUGAAACGGUUCUAUGAGGAUAAGAUCGUGCCCAUUGGUCAGCCAUCCCAAAGAAGGUACGUGAAUUACUUCAGCGGCCUGCUCUCGGGCUCCAUCAAAAUGAACAACAAGCCCUUGUUUCUACACCACGUGAUCAUGCACGGCAUCCCCAACUUUGAGUCUAAAGGAGGAUGUCGGCCGUUUCUCCGCAUCUACCAGGCCAUGCAACCUGUAUACACGUCUGGCAUCUACAACAUUCCAGGAGACAGCCAGACCAGCGUCUGCAUUACCAUUGAGCCAGGAUUGCUCUUGAAGGGAGACAUCUUGCUGAAGUGCUACCACAAGAAGUUCCGAAGCCCAGCUCGAGACGUCAUCUUCCGCGUGCAGUUCCACACCUGUGUCGUCCACGACCUGGGGGUUGUCUUUGGGAAGGAGGACCUCGAUGAUGCUUUCAAAGAUGAUCGAUUUCCAGAAUAUGGCAAAGUGGAGUUUGUAUUUUCUUACGGACCAGAAAAAAUUCAAGGAAUGGAGCACCUGGAGAAUGGGCCGAGCGUGUCUGUGGACUAUAACACCUCUGACCCCCUCAUCCGCUGGGACUCUUACGACAACUUCAGUGGGCAUCGAGAUGACGGCAUGGAGGAGGUGGUGGGACACACGCAGGGGCCACUGGAUGGGAGCCUGUAUGCCAAAGUGAAGAAGAAGGACUCCCUGCACGGCAGCACCGGGGCUGUUAAUGCCACACGUCCUACACUGUCGGCCACCCCCAACCACGUGGAGCACACGCUUUCUGUGAGCAGUGACUCGGGCAACUCUACAGCCUCCACCAAGACAGACAAGACUGAUGAGCCUGUCCCCGGGGCCUGCAGUGCUCCUGCUGCCCUGAGUCCCCAGGAGAAGCGGGAGCUAGACCGCCUGCUGAGCGGCUUUGGCUUAGAGCGAGAGAAGCAAGGCGCCAUGUACCACGCCCAGCACCUCAGGUCCCGCCCAGCGGCAGGCCUGGCUGUGCCCUCCCCUGGACGCCACGUUGUCCCAGCCCAGGUUCAUGUCAAUGGUGGGGCGUUGCCAUCUGAGCGGGAGACAGACAUCCUGGAUGAUGAGUUGCCAAACCAGGAUGGGCACAGUGCGGGCAGCAUGGGCACACUGUCUUCCCUGGACGGGGUCACCAACACCAGUGAGGGGGGCUACCCAGAGGCCCUGUCCCCACUGACCAAUGGUCUGGACAAGCCCUACCCCAUGGAGCCUAUGGUCAAUGGAGGAGGAUACCCCUACGAGUCCGCCAGCCAGGCAGGGCCUGCCCAUGCUGGCCACACGGCCCCCAUGCGGCCCUCCUACUCUGCCCAGGAGAGUUUAGCUGGCUACCAGCGGGAGGGGCCCCACCCAGCCUGGCCACAGCCAGUGACCACCUCCCACUAUGGCCAUGACCCCAGCGGUAUGUUCCGCUCUCAAUCCUUUUCGGAAGCUGAACCCCAGCUGCCCCCAGCUCCAGCCCGAGGGGGAAGCAGCCGGGAGGCUGUGCAGAGGGGGCUAAAUUCAUGGCAGCAGCAGCAGCAGCCUCGCCCACCUCCACGCCAGCAGGAAAGAACCCACUUGGAGAGUCUUGUAACCAGCAGGCCCAGCCCUCAGCCAUUGGCAGAGACCCCCACCCCCAGUCUCCCUGAGUUCCCUCGGGCAGCCUCCCAGCAGGAGAUUGAACAGUCCAUCGAAGCACUCAAUAUGCUGAUGCUGGACCUGGAGCCAGCCUCGGCUGCUGCCCCGCUACAUAAGUCCCAGAGUGUCCCUGGGGCCUGGCCAGGGGCUUCCCCACUCUCCUCCCAGCCCCUCUCCGGAUCCUCCCGUCAGUCCCAUCCACUGACUCAGUCCAGAUCGGGCUACAUCCCCAGUGGGCAUUCCUUGGGAACCCCUGAGCUGGCCCCACGGGCCUCCCUGGAGUCUGUCCCUCCUGGCAGGUCUUACUCACCUUAUGAUUAUCAGCCAUGUUCAGCUGGGCCUAACCAGGAUUUCCGUUCCAAGAGCCCAGGCUCUUCCUCCUUGCCUGCCUUCCUUCCGACCACCCACAGCCCUCCAGGGCCUCAGCAACCCCCAGCCUCUCUCCCUGGCCUCACUGCUCAGCCUCUGCUCUCACCAAAAGAAGUGACUUCAGACCCCUCCCGGACUCCAGAGGAGGAGCCAUUGAAUUUGGAAGGGCUGGUGGCCCACAGGGUAGCAGGGGUACAGGCUCGGGAGAAGCAGCCUGCAGAACCCCCAGCCCCUCUGCGGAGGCGGGCGGCCAGUGAUGGACAGUAUGAGAACCAGUCUCCAGAAGCCACAUCCCCCCGUAGCCCUGGGGUUCGCUCCCCUGUCCACUGUGUCUCCCCUGAGCUGGCUCUUACCAUCGCUCUUAAUCCUGGAGGGCGGCCCAAAGAGCCCCAUCUGCACAGCUACAAGGAGGCCUUCGAGGAGAUGGAGGGAGCCUCCCCCAGCAGCCCACCGCCCAGUGGGGUGCGGUCCCCUCCGGGUCUGGCCAAGACACCCCUGUCUGCUCUGGGCCUGAAACCCCACAACCCAGCGGACAUCCUGUUGCACCCCACAGGCGAGCCCCGGAGCUAUGUCGAAUCUGUGGCGCGGACGGCUGUGGCUGGGCCCCGAGCUCAGGACUCUGAGCCUAAGAGCUUUAGCACCCCAGCCACCCAGGCCUAUGGCCAUGAGACACCCCUGAGGAAUGGGACCCUAGCUGGCUCCUUUGUGUCCCCCAGCCCCCUCUCCACCAGCAGCCCCAUCCUCAGUGCUGACAGUACUUCCGUGGGGAGCUUCCCAUCAGGAGAGGGCAGCGACCAGGGUCCCUGGACACCCACCCAGCCUUUGUUGGAGUCUGGCUUCCGCUCCGGCAGUCUGGGACAGCCCAGCCCAUCCGCCCAGAGAAACUACCAGAGAUCUCCCCUCCCGACUGUGGGCAGCAGCUACAGCAGCCCCGACUACUCGCUGCAGCAAUUCAGCUCCUCUCCGGAAAGCCAGGCCCCAGCUCAGUUCAGUGUGGCUGGUGUCCACACAGUGCCUGGGAGCCCUCAGGCGCGCCACAGAACAGUGGGCACCAACACUCCCCCCAGUCCUGGCUUCGGCCGCCGGGCCAUCAACCCCAGCAUGGCUGCCCCCAGCAGUCCCAGUUUGAGCCAUCGCCAGGUGAUGGGUCCACCAGGUACUGGCUUCCAAGGUAGCACGGUCUCCAGCCCCCAGAGCAGUGCCGCGACCACCCCAGGGAGCCCCAGCCUGGGUCGGCACCCAGCUGGGGCCCACCAGGUUUCUGGCCUCCACAACAAUGUGGCCACCACCCCAGGGAGUCCCAGCCUGGGCCGGCACCCUGGGGCUCACCAAGGCAAUCUGGCCUCCAGUCUCCAUGGCAAUGCGAUAGCCAGCCCUGGAAGCCCUAGCCUGGGCCGGCACCUGGGGUCUGGAUCUGUGGUUCCCGGCAGCCCCUGCUUGGACCGGCAUGUGGCCUAUGGUGGCUACUCCAUCCCCGAGGACCGAAGACCCACACUGUCCCGGCAGAGCAGUGCCUCUGGCUAUCAGGCUCCUUCCACGCCCUCCUUCCCUGUCUCCCCUGCCUACUACCCUGGCCUGAGCAGUCCCACCACCUCCCCCUCACCGGACUCAGCAGCCUUCAGGCAAGGGAGCCCAACGCCAGCCUUGCCAGAGAAGCGAAGGAUGUCGGUGGGAGACCGGGCAGGCAGCCUCCCUAACUAUGCCACCAUCAACGGGAAGAUGUCUUCGCCUGUCGCCAGCGGCAUGUCCAGUCCCAGCGGGGGCAGCACCGUCUCCUUCUCCCACACUCUGCCCGACUUCUCCAAGUACUCCAUGCCAGACAACAGCCCGGAGACACGGGCUAAAGUGAAGUUUGUCCAGGACACUUCUAAAUAUUGGUACAAACCUGAGAUCUCCAGGGAGCAGGCCAUCGCGCUCCUCAAGGACCAGGAGCCAGGGGCCUUCAUCAUCCGUGACAGUCACUCCUUCCGAGGCGCCUAUGGGCUGGCCAUGAAGGUGUCUUCGCCGCCUCCAACCAUCAUGCAGCAGAAUAAAAAAGGAGACAUGACCCAUGAGCUGGUCAGGCAUUUUCUGAUAGAGACCGGCCCCAGAGGAGUCAAGCUCAAGGGCUGCCCCAACGAGCCAAAUUUCGGAUCUCUGUCUGCCCUGGUCUACCAGCACUCCAUCAUCCCAUUGGCCCUGCCUUGCAAGCUGGUCAUUCCAAACCGAGACCCCACAGAUGAGUCGAAAGAUAGCUCUGGCCCUGCCAGCUCAACUGCAGACCUGCUGAAGCAAGGGGCAGCCUGCAAUGUGCUCUUCGUCAACUCUGUGGACAUGGAGUCUCUUACUGGGCCUCAGGCCAUCUCCAAAGCCACAUCUGAGACAUUGGCUGCAGACCCCACGCCAGCUGCCACCAUCGUUCACUUCAAGGUCUCUGCCCAGGGAAUCACUCUGACUGACAACCAGAGAAAGCUCUUCUUCAGACGCCACUACCCCCUCAACACGGUCACCUUCUGUGACCUGGAUCCACAAGAAAGAAAGUGGACAAAAACAGAGGGUGGUGUCCCUGCUAAGCUCUUCGGCUUCGUGGCCCGGAAGCAGGGCAGCACCACGGACAACGCCUGCCACCUCUUUGCUGAGCUCGACCCCAACCAGCCUGCCUCUGCCAUUGUCAACUUCGUCUCCAAGGUCAUGCUGAACGCUGGCCAAAAGAGAUGAACCCUGCCCCUUGUCCAGGGCCAGUGCCAUGGGGAAGGGGCACUUGGGGAGGGGACCGAUGAAUCCUGACCACUCUUGAACCCAGAAAGAGGACUUUGGGCCAAUUUCGGAGGAGAGAAGAAAGUGCAACGUGGGGAGAGGGAAGUGAAUUGCAAAGGGGAGGGGGAAGAGAAAGAGAGAAAGAGAGAAAGGAAAAGAUGGAGGAGAAGAACUUGGAUUCCCCUGGGUGGAUGGGAACUGCAAAAACCCAAAGCCUCCAAAACUAACCAGGUCCGCCUAACACCCCCUCCCUCCCCCGAGAAGAUGGAUGUCCUCAAAAGAGAAGGAACGAACCUCCUUGGGGAGCCACAUUUUUAGGGGAGUGGAAAAGCUCUGUCUCCCUAACCCAGUGCUUUCCAAGGAGAUAUCAGGCUUGGGGGAAAUCUUUUUCUGGCCACCUGUAGGGUAGGUUUUGACACCAAACAGAGCCACCAUGGGACAUCAAGUGGCAGAACUUAUUCUCUUGAAAGUUUCUCAGACCCAAGGCACCUCAGGUCUCUUUGCCGUGCCUCCGCUGUAUUGCCGUGUGGGUGUAUGUGUGUCCCCACCCACAUCCGUAAACAUUGAUGUAGAUCUGCCUUUAUCCACUAGAAUUAUAAACAGCCCGGCUUGUCCAUGUCCUGUGUGUUUGUAGACACAUGCAUACUGUCCAAAGAUUAGGGCUGGCAGUGGCAGGGCAGCAGGGGAGGGACAGAAACCCUCCUCUGAAUGAACCACCAAGCUAUGGGAGACAGGGGCUCUCUCCUGGUGCCUGCACCCACACUCUAGUGACCCUGGGUGCCGCCAUCCCCUUCUCCUCUACAAAGACCCCAGCAGGAGUAGGAGGGUCUGCAAUGUCAUCGCCCUGUCCUGCCUUGGCCGGAAGGCUGGAGCUUUGGUUUGAGGAUGUGGAGAUAUGUGUGUCCAUGGGAAGAGAUCUGUCAGGACAGGUGGGCUGUUGAGCUCGGGGUGUCUUCCCCGAGGUGUGUGACUCAGCAGCAAGGAAGGCACGUUGUUCCUCCUGGGGCUUUGGACUCUGCCUUAGUGCCCACCUCUCAGCCCUGUUCUUGGGUUUCAUGCCCCAGGACCAGCCUUAUCUCAGACCUGCUUACCUGCAUGAUGCCUUUCUGGAGGCUGGGGAUUGAGCCUUCCUGCUCUGCCCAGCCUUGUUCUAUUCUGCAGGGUCCCUGUGUUGGAAUUCACCCUGGGGAACCUGCUUCCUGCUCAGUGAGGCUCAGGGCAGAAACCUGCAGUCCUUAUCCUCCCCCUGUAAGAGCUUCGGGGUCUGGCUUUUGCAGGCAGUCUCUGACAUCAGCAGAACUCCUGCGACUGCUACCUGUAUACCACAUGGCCUAACUACAAUGCCAAAGCCUCCUGUCCUGUCCCCCUUUCUGCCUUGGUUUCCCCAGCUGAGCCAUGCUGCCCAUGCAGCAGAAGGCUUACAUUUGGGCCAAAGGGCCUGAGGUCCACUGGACAGUUGGGAAAACACCUGACCACCAUUUAAGGACUCUAAGCCAGAAUGGAAAAUUCACCGGGACUCCAUUCUUAAGCCUAUGGGGGGUCCCCUAGAGAGAGGCAUUGUACUGAUAUAUAAAUAUUAUAUAAUAUAUACAUGAGACAUACUGACAGAAUCUGUAAGCUAAUAAAAUGUACGGAAAGGUUAAAAAAAGAAUAGGUAAAUUGACAAGAAGUAUUUAUUGUUUUUCCAUAUUGCUUUAUUACCUUCCCCGGGCAUGAACCAAUUCCCACCCCUUUUUAUAUGUAUAAGUGAAGCCUGAAGUGUAGGGGCCUUUGUUCUUGGAGCAGCCAGGGUCUCCUUGCCCUGGCCUUGGCCUUCCCUAGACUGUGUGGGGCUCAGUGUUGCGGGGGGUGAGGGGUGCACUUGUUCCACCCUUUGGCCUCCUUACUUUUCAGCAAGCCAGGGGCCCAGCAGUCAGCUCCCAGGAUGUGUGGGGAGCUGCCCUGUCUUGCAGGCCUGAGCGAGUAUGUGAGCAUGUGGGGACAUGGGUGUGUAUGGCACACAGGGGUGUGUGUGCGCCUUUUGUAUUUUUUCUCCUCCAAGGAGCUGUGUCAGUGUGGACGUUCUGCUUCAGGGAGUUGGAAAGGAGAGUGUCUGCAGAAGGCGGGGAGCAGGGGCAGAGGCCUCACCGGCCACCCCCUGCUUCCCAGAGUGAAAUCUUGUGCCUGGUGACCGAGGUCCCUCCAAAGUACUCUUCUUUCUGAGAUAGUUAAGCCAAAUAUCUGGGUUCCCCCUCUCCUGAUUCCUUAGCAAACCCCAAUUACCUUCCAAGAUAGGAGAUAUUUCCCAUCCCUUUCCUUUGUAAAUGUCUCAUCUCCCACGGGACAGCCCGGCAGCUUCUUCCCGGACCGGAUGUUCUGUCCUCACUUGAGGCUGGGUGGUGGAUUAGACCCUUCAAGCAGCCUGGCUGGGGCCCAGGACUGAGUUGGGGGUCAGCUUUCACCAUCGCUUUCCCCUUCCUCACCACCCGCUGCAGUCCACCUCACAUGCGCGGCCAGCUCCUCCACUGCAGCCUGAGCUGUGUGUGCCCCUGGGGGAGGACCCGUUGAUGCUGGAAAGCUGGAAACUCCUUCCCAGCAUCCCUGUGGGAGUCAGUUUCCGAGAAUGUGGCCUUUCAAGGUGAAUGAUGGGGAAGGGUUCCCCAGUCCCCACAGUGGCCCCACUCCUGGGCCCUGCACCAAAACCCUCCUGUGUCACAGGGGGCUGUGCACCCAUGCACACACCUACGCACACAUACCACUCCGCACUGCAGUAUAUUCUUGCCAAAGAUUUCCUUUAAAAGAAAGCACUUUUAGUAAUUAUUAUUUUGUGUUUAUCCUCUUCUGUCUUCUCCCUCCCUCGAUCAAUUUUACUGUUGUUUAUUGUUGAAUCUGUUUGUCAGCCAGGAGAGCGCUGUCUGGUCUGGAACAUGGGCUGGGACGGGAAAGGGUCUGGGAGAAGAUGGGCAAGGAAGAGCCGGGAGUCACAGCCAUCGCGGGAUACAGACCCAGGCAGGCUCAGGCCUGUGCUGCCACUCACUCUCCAGCUGGGUGUCUGAGGGAAGAGGGCAGGGGAGGGUCGGGUCCCAUUCAGCUGGGGGAGGGGUCCAGUGAGCUCCACGUGACUCUUACCCAGGGAGAGCAAGAGGGAAGGAUUGGACGAUCAAAUAAUGGAGAGGGGACCUAAGAAGGAAACCCAGGAGGAAAUGAGUGGUUUGAUCAGCCUGCUAUCACAGUGUCCUGGCUCUCUUAUUUGGCCAUGCAUUUGAGGGACAGAUACAUCAAGUCCUAAGUUUGGGAAAGGCCUUUGACCCAUCUCAUCUGAGCCUCUCCUCCAGUAGCUCUGAAAGCUGUGGAUGCUGAUGGCCAGGAUUCCUUCUCCCCUGGUUUUUUUAGGAUCCCUGGGUGUUCUGAGACUGGACAGGAGAAGGUUGGUGGGGCCAGUGGCCGUGUGACAACAGGAGGGGGUAGCCCUCCUGGACAAGUGUGAUCUCCCUAGAGGGGGCUCUCAGGAGGUUGGUGAGUAGGGGAUUCUGCCUUGUUCUGAUGAGCCUGUGCAGAGGCUCUGGGGGGUCACAGAAGGGUGGCGAGUGUGAACAGAUCCAGUCUCACUCCCACUUUUGUCCACCACCCCUGCCUUCUGGAUCUUCUCCCCCUAAUUUUUCCGGCUUUAGGACCUGGGGAGAUCAUGUGAGCCAAGGGAGACACCCACUCCCGCCCCCACAUUCAGCGUCCUCCUAGAGGUUGGGGGGCAGAGUCCCAGAGCAGCCCUUUACCCCAGGUCCAGGCCCUGGAGUCCUGAGACUCGUGUUUCCUUGGCCAGUGGUACCACAGGACGUGUGUGUGUGGAUGUGCAGGUGUGGUUGUGUGUGUGUGCAUGUGUUUCCCUCAUCUCUUUAGGGAACUUGGGGGUGGGGGUUGGAGGUGCUGGGCAAUGGAACUUCAAGUUCAAUGUCGCCCAGCAGUGAGGGGAGUCGGGGGCAGGGCCUGUAGGGCCACCCAUCAGUGGAGUCUCAGUGCUGGUCCAGGUGAGGAGCGGGCCACCCAGAGGGGCAGGGUAGGGGCCUCAGGCAGAUCUGUCCCUCUUGGCUCCUCUGUCCUCAAAUGUCCAAAAUGUUGGAGGACCUCUGUUCAUAUCCCAUGCCAGGGCUCUUGCCAGCAGAGGAGUUACUGUAGAGGGAUGUCCCAAGCUUAUUCUCCAAUCGGUGUUAAGCCGUUCCAAACUAUCCUGUGUGUGUGUGUGUGUGUGAGCACAUCAGUGUGUGCAGGCCAUGCUUCCCAAUUUCUCUCUUCCCUUCAGACCCGCCAUUCAGAACAAAUGUCAGAAAUUCCUUCCCACCUCCCUCCCUGCCUCCCCGGCCCUCUGCGGGAGAAACAAGAUCACCCGGCAUCCUCCCCAACCCCGGCUGUGUAUUUAUAUAGAUGGAAAUAUACUUUAUAUUUUGUAUCAUCGUGCCUAUAGCCGCCAGCACCGUGUAUAAAUCCUGGUGUGUGCUCCUUAUCCUGGACAUGAAUGUAUUGUACACUGACGCGUCUCCACUCCUGUACAGCUGCUUUGUUUCUUUGCGAUGCAUUGUAUGGCUUUAUAAAUGAUAAAGUUAAAGAAAAAUC
Messenger RNA from Saimiri boliviensis boliviensis (Bolivian squirrel monkey), 10240 nucleotides. RefSeq names its product tensin 1 (gene TNS1). The record is from RefSeq and is a predicted model, not a curated record. Lineage: Eukaryota; Metazoa; Chordata; Mammalia; Primates; Cebidae. Gene Ontology annotation, molecular function: protein binding. Gene Ontology annotation, biological process: fibroblast migration. Gene Ontology annotation, cellular component: focal adhesion.